Episyrphus balteatus (marmalade hoverfly) is the source of this 1292-nucleotide messenger RNA. RefSeq lists its product as uncharacterized. Gene Ontology annotation, cellular component: nucleus; RNA N6-methyladenosine methyltransferase complex. Bases 14 to 1039 code for a protein of 341 amino acids. The transcript has 2 exons. Gene Ontology annotation, molecular function: methyltransferase activity; nucleic acid binding. The record is from RefSeq and is a predicted model, not a curated record. NCBI's taxonomy places the organism in Eukaryota, Metazoa, Arthropoda, Insecta, Diptera, Syrphidae.
AAAAUAAAUUCAAAUGAUAAAAUUAAAUGCAACUGGACAUAAUGCUAUCUAUCUUGACCACAGUGCACUUAUAAACAAAUCAUAUAACAAAUACACAGAUGAUCAUCAAAAAUAUCAACUUCAACCACAUUUAUUUGAUUUCAAACCGAAACUUCAAAAGGAUUUGCAGGAAACUAUUCCAAAACAAAGAAAAAGAAAAUCCAAAACCACCACAAAUCUCUCACCAGAAACAAUAGAAUUAAAACUUACUUGCACAAAUCUCCUUGAAAAAUUAAAAGAAUCUGGAGAAGACUUCAAAUAUUUCCAACAAAAAUAUGAAGAAAGUAUAUCUCGAGUCUGGGAAGAACCAACAGUUUUUCCACAAUUCCAUGGAGCUAACACUCGAAAUGAUUUUCAAAAAUUCACACUCAAUAACCGCGAGUAUUUGAUUCCUCCUCAAAGUCGAUUUUUCAAUCAUGAUUUAGUGAAACUCCAGGAGAUAAAAACGUGCUUAGACAAAUACGAUUUUAUAGUCCUUGAUCCACCUUGGAAAAACAAAUACAUUCGUCGUUUAAAAAAAGCCAAGCAAGAACUUGGCUACAAAAUGCUUGACAAUAAUCUUUUAAGUGAUAUAGAACUCACUUCGGUCAUUCAUAGUAAUUCAAUUGUUGCCAUUUGGUGUACCAACUCGAAACAACAUCAACAAAGGAUGUUGGAAGAGUUUUUCCCUCGAUGGGAUCUGAAACUGAUUCAUAAAAUUGUUUGGUUAAAAUUGAACACAGAAGGUCAACUGAUAAGUGAAAUUAAUGAAGAAGGCAAGAAACAGCCAUAUGAAGUUCUUUUCAUUGCUAGCCACAACGACAGUACGAAAGAUUUUAAGGAAAUAAGAAAGCUGGAGUUCAUUUUGAGUGUGCCAAAGAAUCCAAAAUCGCUUGAACUCUUUGCUAGGUACCUACAACCAGAUUUUACAUCGAUAGGACUUGAGGUUCUUAAACUAAUGGAUAGUCGUUUAUAUUUUGAAGAGGAAACAACCAAUCAAGCGGAGAGCGGUUCUAGCUAAUAGGUUUUGGAACCAUUAGAUAGAACUUCAGCACAACGGAGCUUUAAAAACGAUAUCUGGGGCCUAUUUAACAGCUUACUACAUUGUUUACAUCAGCUACAUCAAUGACUUUAAACAUUAAUUGCGUCGGGCUGUUGGACUCCCCGAAGAAUUUUUUUGAACAUUUGCACUAUUUAGAGCAUAACAAGUAUUUCCCAACGUUCAAUCGGACUCAACUAUUGAUUUUUGAAGUUGCUGAUGUAGUAAAUGUAGC